UCAUCAACGCUGCACAAAGUGUAGAUAUCAGCUGAUUUAGACGUUUUAAUUCAUUUAUAAUUAUUUCACCAAAUUUGACACGAAUAAGAAAAUAUUACAAAUGACAUAAUUACGUGCACGUAUAGUGAACAAUCUGGAAUGACAUUAACUUAUUGAUAUGUCGGUGUGAUUCAAUGAGCAGUCAAAAUGAUAACACAGCGCAAAAGGAUAAGGCAAUAAAAAACUAUUUCUUCCAUAAAUAGCUAUAGAAUUUUUAAUAUCAAACAAAAUGAAUAAUAUAUCUGGACAAUUUCGUAAAACAAUAUGGGAUCCUUUUCUCAUAAUAUCUCAAAUAAUAGCUGUUCAAUCUAUCAUGUAUGUCUGUCUUGGAUUAUGGAUUUGGAUCAUUGCUCUAUUCCUUGGAUCCACAAAGUCAUUAGAUUAUGCUUUUCAUUAUAAGGAAAUACAUGUCCGAGAUUUUGCUGGCCAACUUACCAUAAUCAUUUUCAUUUUAAAUGCAUUAAUUGGUGCAUUUGCAUUGUGGUGGUUAGUGCAAAGAACAAAACAAUGUAUGGACUUUGCAUGUACAGCACAUCUAAUACACUUAUUGUGUUGUUGGGUAUACAAUGCAAGUUUUCCUUCAACUUUUAGUUGGUGGUGUUUAAAUAUUGUAUCGUUAAGUAUAAUGUGUGUCUGUGGUGAAUUUCUUUGUAUGAAAACUGAAUUACAAGCAAUACCAUUAGGUAUGAACAGUCAUAAAACAGCUUUGUAA
Messenger RNA from Dufourea novaeangliae, 751 nucleotides. It is a transcript of the gene Sys1, whose product is annotated as protein SYS1 homolog. The record is from RefSeq and is a predicted model, not a curated record. The coding region runs from base 269 to 751 and encodes 160 amino acids. The transcript is spliced from 2 exons. Gene Ontology annotation, cellular component: Golgi membrane; trans-Golgi network. Gene Ontology annotation, biological process: Golgi to plasma membrane protein transport; protein localization to Golgi apparatus; Golgi to endosome transport. NCBI's taxonomy places the organism in Eukaryota, Metazoa, Arthropoda, Insecta, Hymenoptera, Halictidae.